AUGAAGCCUACGGAUGCGGGAAUACUAAUUCUCUCCAACGGCGUGCUAAUUGCCGGCGUGCUCGGGGAAGCGCUCCCGCCCGAGAGCAUUCCGAUACAGUGCGCUACGAUAUGCGGCCCCAUGGUCGAGCUCACUUCGGUAUGCAGUGGCGGCAACAGUCAGGAGAACUCGGCCUCCUUCUUGAACAGCCGACGGAAGAGGGCGAAUGAGAACCAGAAUACGGGAGCAGACGGGAAAGAAAAGCCACAGCGACAACCCAAGAACGGAGUCGAGCUUGGGAAGAGAAACUUUACCGUGAUUGUGCCCGCGCCAACAUCAUUCCCACCAUCGCUGCUCGUACAACAAGGGACUAUGGAUUCGCCGCGCCAAUCAAAGUUGACACAGAUUCGGCCAACAAUAAUAUAUCCCGUACAAGAGCCGCCACCCCAUCCACCACCAUCUCCUCCUCCUCCAUCAUCUUCUUCUUCUUCGUCGGCGCCUCCGCCACCCGUUGCCACCUCGGCUCCGACUCUGCAGCAUCCCUCAACAAGCACGUCAACUGAGUCAGACGUGCCACAGGAUAGUCACUCCAUGACGGAGCUGAUAAGCGAGAGCGUUUCGCCUACGACCUCGAGCCAUCCGCGGAGCUCCGGGGAUGCCUCGAACGACGGUGACGAGGGAGACGACGGAGACGGUGACAAUGGGGACGAUGACGGCGAUGAUCACACCAACAGCAGUGGCGCACAGCCUGACAAGAAUGAGGAUGGGUGGACGAUGAAAGAUGGUGAAGAGGAGUGCGUAUGCGAGAACAAGAGCUUCAAUGUGGCACGUGUUGCUGCCCUCUGCUCAAGCUGCAUCGCCACGGCCUCGGAGCAACAGAAUGAUAUGGAUGUCAUCAUGGAGACUUGCAAAUUCACUCCUGAGCAGUACAGCCCGGAAAAGGACAGCAUUGUCAAUGACAUUCAAGUCCAAGCAGUACCGCCAAAGGUCAUCUGGGGCCAGAAUGCCGCCGUCGCCAAGGCCGGAGCAGCGAUGCUAAUGCCCAACCAGGGUGUUCAGAUGGCAGUCGCGGCGGCCAUGAGCUUCCUUCAUCUUUGGCUUUUGUAA
Beauveria bassiana ARSEF 2860 is the source of this 1086-nucleotide messenger RNA. RefSeq lists its product as uncharacterized. The record is from RefSeq and is a predicted model, not a curated record. The transcript is spliced from 2 exons. NCBI's taxonomy places the organism in Eukaryota, Fungi, Ascomycota, Sordariomycetes, Hypocreales, Cordycipitaceae. Bases 1 to 1086 code for a protein of 361 amino acids.